Messenger RNA from Dovyalis caffra, 291 nucleotides. The record is from the annotation of a GenBank genome assembly. Lineage: Eukaryota; Viridiplantae; Streptophyta; Magnoliopsida; Malpighiales; Salicaceae.
AUGAAUGUUGAAGAAGAGGUAGAGAGACUCAAAGAAGAAAUCCAGAGACUUGGCAAGGUCCAACCUGAUGGUUCCUACAAGGUUACUUUUGGUGUGUUGUUCAAUGACGAUAGGUGUGCAAACAUAUUUGAAGCACUGGUAGGUACACUAAGAGCAGCAAAGAAGCGUAAACUUCUUACAUAUGAUGGUGAGUUGUUGCUACAAGGCGUCCAUGAUAAUGUGGAAAUCAUUCUCAAGGCAGCACCCAUCCCAGCAUCAGAAGCAGCAACUGAUUCAGUUGUAAAGAAUUAA